AUGUACAUCGCUUCUCGGAAAAUUUCUCACCUGUGCACUUUCAAAAAAUUACAGUUUUGCGAAAGGCAUCUGGACGCCUGUCGAAAUGGGGGUCAAUGCAUCAACACUGAAACUCGUCGAAACGGGUUCCAUAAAUGCGUUUGUUUGCCGGGGUUCUGGGGUACACAUUGCGAGUUUGACUGCACAUCCCGAGGUUGUGAUGGACGAGGAAACUGUGAGAAACAGUCCAACAGUAAGUACAAAUGCAUUUGUCAUCCGGCCUAUUCUGGUGAUUUCUGCCAGUUCAACCGCACACAUUGGCAAGUCGAUGAUGCACUAUCGGAGCUCAGGGAAGCAAGUGAACCAGAAUCCAAGAAACAGCAUUGUUCACCUUAUUUGUGCUGCAACGAAGGAACAUGCGUGGAAAUGGAGAAAAGAAUUCUGUGCGAGUGCCCCAAGGGAUAUCAUCGAAUUGAAUGUGAGAAGAUAAACGAGUCUAGUCCAGUGAUGCAUUCCAACUGUGCUAUUCGCUAUAACGCUCGUCCGCAAGAAUUCAGAGAACUUGCGUUUAAGCAAAAACAACCCAACAGCCUAGUAUACCUAGGUUUGAGCUUCCUAGGAAUCAUGACUGGCGUAGCCAUUCUGUGCAUCUCAGCAUUCACAGUGGUGUGGACCUGCGCCGGGCGUCGGAAACGGCCAAUAUUGGAUGCAGCGGCUUUCGCCUACCAUAGCGUGAAGAACAAGCUAGACAAUCAGAAAUACCAGAAUCCUUCGAGUGGUAAGGUUAUGACUACGUUGAACAAGUGUGGAGAUGAUUUGUGCACAACUGACACACUUCCAUCGGAACUUGAGAUCACGCAAUAUCAUGUCACAGAAGUGCAGAAACACAACACACUACUCUACCCAAUCGGUUCACAGUUUGCUGUCGUCCACGGAAUACUGCAGUGUAAGGCCAAGUUGGCGAUGAUACAAUCAAGCACUGUUGUUCCGAAUAAUGAGUUACAGAAAUACCAUUCUCCUAAUAUGAUGGACAAAAUCGAAAAACCAAAGGCACGUCUUUGAGGGUACAUGCUUUUUCCCAUCGUCAAUCAUUCGGGGCACCGUUGAAGGUAUUCGUGACGAAACUACCCAUGGCUUGUCUAUUUUUAUUUCGCUUCCAACCAGAUUCAUU
Messenger RNA from Dicrocoelium dendriticum, 1150 nucleotides. The record is from the annotation of a GenBank genome assembly. NCBI's taxonomy places the organism in Eukaryota, Metazoa, Platyhelminthes, Trematoda, Plagiorchiida, Dicrocoeliidae.